Schistocerca gregaria is the source of this 957-nucleotide messenger RNA. RefSeq names its product nucleoside diphosphate kinase homolog 5-like. Gene Ontology annotation, biological process: GTP biosynthetic process; CTP biosynthetic process; UTP biosynthetic process. The record is from RefSeq and is a predicted model, not a curated record. Lineage: Eukaryota; Metazoa; Arthropoda; Insecta; Orthoptera; Acrididae. Gene Ontology annotation, molecular function: nucleoside diphosphate kinase activity. The transcript has 4 exons. The coding region runs from base 44 to 913 and encodes 289 amino acids.
AACCGAUACGGCUGAAUAAUGACUACACUGACUUCAAGUACGUAUGAGAAUUCAGUGUACCGAUGAAACUUCUAUUUCAGGUCAGUUAAAUGCAUGUUAUUUGUCACUGUGUCUAGUCAGGAUCGAAAGGCAAGUGUGUAACAGAAAGAUGGAUGAAAGAGAGGAAGAAAUGAUAGGAAAUUUUUGUGACUUGUUGGGUGAGCCUAACCUCAGCAGUGAAAUUGUACUCAAAGAGGUAGAAACGAAACGUUCAGCCAAACCGCCGUGCAGAAUAGAAAUUGAACUAAAAGAUGAGCAGCCUUGCCUAGAGAGGACGCUGGCACUAGUAAAGCCAGAGGCAGUGAAGCACAUACAGACGAUUAAGAAACUGAUUUUAGAAGCUGGAUUCCACAUAAUGCAGGAAAGGAAAGUGCAUCUCACUCCAGAGCAAGUGAGUGAACUGUAUUUUCAACAUUAUGGGAACCUGUACUUCCCACUAUUAGUAGCACACAUGUCCAGUGGCCCAGUCAUUGCUCUUUGCUUAACAAAAACAAAUGCUAUAGAAGACUGGAAGCUUCUUAUGGGUCCAAAGUGUGUUAAAGUUGCGAGAGUGGAGUACCCUAAAACACUUCGAGCAAAAUUUGGAGAUCCAGAUGAUGAAAUCAGAAAUGCACUUCAUGGAAGUGACUCUGAGGAAAUGGCUGAGAAAGAGCUACACUUCUUUUUUCCUGAAUUGUUGUUGGAAUCUACACUGAAAGGACACCAUCCAACAUUCUACUUGGCAGAAAAAGUAAACCCUACUUUGGUUGAAGGAUUGACUGCUGUUUGCAAAGUGAAACCUGUAGAUCCUGUGAUAUGGCUUGCAGAUUGGCUGCUCACACAUAAUCCCAACAGACCCAAAACAAAUGAAAUCUUGUCUAACUUACCAACCUAAACCACAAUGUAAUUUAAUAAAUACCUUCUUGCAAUCUAAAACAA